Molecule: messenger RNA, 1172 nt
Organism: Effrenium voratum
Lineage: Eukaryota; Dinophyceae; Suessiales; Symbiodiniaceae
Source: the annotation of a GenBank genome assembly
AAUCAUUCCAUUUUAGCACCUUUGGUGUGACAUGGCGGCUCCGGCGAUGUUUGAUAUCUCCACCGACGAGGGCUGCCCAGAGGUGCAAACCUGGCUCUCGGACCUGGGACUGGGCCGCUACUUCGGGCUGCUGCAGGCCGAAGGCUUCGAUGACUUUCGCAUCAUUCGCAAUGCCACGGAGGAAGAUGUGGCGGAGCUGGUGGCCCUGUGUGCCAUGCCACGCCUGCACGAGCGCCAGUUCCGACGAGCGUUGACAGACCUGGGCGAGGACAACAAGAAGGCGGAGCCGAAGGCUGUGUCUGAUACGAAGGCCCAAAAAGCAGGGGCCUUGUCGCGUUGCGCCCUGGAAGAGGAGAGCUUCGUGGCUCCAGGCACCCCGAAAUCUCCAAAGUUGGCCCGAACUGCGAGCAUUUGCUCCGAGCCGCCAAUGCCGGUGACUGGUAGUACAUGGCAGGUCAUUGGUGGUCGCUGUGCGGGCGGGGUCCUGGUUCGGACCGGUCAGGAUUUGAAAUCCCCAGAAGCCCAACUUCGGCUUGGCUUUCGGGCCAAGGUGAGGGAGCUGGACUUGGUGGGCACACGCCUCCAUUUCGAAUUAGUCGACGGCUUCGGGCCGGCGACCGGAUGGGUGAGCAUCAAAUUCUCCGGCAAGGAUCUGCUUUUUAGGUGCGGCGAGCCGGAGGUGUCCGGCAACGAGCGCUCGGUUUACGAUCCCGAGUCGUGUUGCCGCGACAUCGCCUUGAGUUUCACAGUGAUCCUGCAGGCUGAAGCCGAGGACUUGCCGGAGUUGAUGGCUCAGGAGGAGGAAGAAGAAGAAGAAGCAGAGGUGUUGUCUGUGGACGAGGGCGCGGAGGAGGUGGAGGAGGAGGAGGAGCCGGACGCUGCCGACCUGUACUCUUCCAGCUCGGUGUCAGCGCAAUUCAGCUUGCUACCUGCCAGAGGAGCACCCAAGUCGCUACCCCGGCUCAGCAAGGAGUCGCUGAAGAAGGACUUUGAGCUGCGACCCGGCGGAUACUCCAUGAUGAACAGGAGCAGCGCGCCCAAACUCAACAGCAUGGCACCUAUGGCGAUGCAACCGCCCACUCUUCGGCAGACGCCGGUGGUGAUGGCUACUCCGCAGCCAACCAGAAUGUUCUGACGCGUGUCAGGCCCCGCGGUUGACAUGAGAGCCAACA